GCAUGAACGUACCACACUAGAGCUGAACGCACUCCUCACGUGGACUGUCCGACGUCACCGCCUCAACACGUGGCUCUGCACGGGAUUGGCCAAACCAGUACAGUUACGUCAUCACCAGGUCAAAGAAUGGGGGGCGUGGUUUAUGCAAAUGAGCAGCAUGGAGGGUUUCAGUGCAUGAUGAGACAGACAGAGUGCAGGACCAGAGAGGACAGGACCAGAGAGGACACUCAGUGAGACACUACAGGAGACAACAGCUGCAACAUGGAGCAAAUUAACUAUUUCUCUCGCUUUUCGCUUCAUCCUGAAGUCAGGACUGGAGGAAUGUAGGUCUGAUCAUCCCAACAGGAGAUGUUCUUCUGUGUUCCUGCUGCUGCAACAGUGAGCUCCUCUCUAACAUCCGGGUAUCAAACAAGGACAGAUCCAGAAUGCCAAAGGAACAGGGGCAUUUUGGGGAGCGGGUCGCCCGCAGCACCUCAAAGACCGCCAAGAAUAAGAGUAACAGCGACACUCGGCGGGCGUCCCAGGGUGGCACCCACAGGGGGCAAUCUGGAAUGGGUGUCAUGAGCAACCGCAGGCUGCGCUGUGACUCAGAGAAGGACUCUGGGUACUCAGAGGCCGGCUCAGACUCUGUGCACAACGAUGUAGACGACCAGCGCAGCAGUGUGAGCGAACCUCACAGGGAAAGCAGCAAAAGCUCCAACAACCGUGUGAACACCGCAGGCCACAACAUGCCUCCUUAUGAGGAGCGCACCCCUAUUUACGUCAUCAAUAACCUGGUGGUCAAGCCGUCUGGACCAGAGCAGCUUCUGCAUGCCCCCCUAGCGUGGGGUGGAGGUUGGCACAGCCUUACCAAUGCCAAACAACCCAACCAGCUCUUAUUGAUCCAACAGCCAACGAUGCCUGCCCCGUCCUCCUCUACCUCGACUCCUUCAGCCAGUAUAGCUGCACCACAAGAUCAAGUUAGGAAAGGAGGCAGCCGCGGCAACCAGAACCACAGCAGAAAGAACUCAUAUCUGCCCAUCCUGAAUUCUUACCCUCGCAUCGCCCCCCAGCCCAGGAAGGAGAGCAAUGAGGGCAAGGGUGCCACACGGGUGGAAGGGGUUAAGGAGAGUGGCAGUGAAGGCCAGAGCCAGAGUAAGAGAGUGUGCAUAGAGGAAGAUAAGAGAGAGGCUGCACCUCCCAGCAGCCACCUCCUGAAGCCCCAGCAGCUGCAGCGUAAAGAGGAUAGAGUCCAUUCCCACUCCCAGUAUAAAGGCUCCUUCCCCAGUUCAUCUCCCUUCCCACUGCCCAGCCACGCUUCCUCCACCACCCAACACAGUUCCAACAACAGCCAACAAAGCUUUGGCUCUGACAGCUUUGACUCCCCCUCCGUCUCCAGCUCCCAGACACCCUCACCACCGUCUUCCUCCGACUCCCCCCAGUCCUCCUCUCCUCCCUCUUCAUAUUGCUUUUCCUCCACGGCUCACAGCCCGUACCGCCCGGCUCCGGACAGCUCGUCCAUGCGCCAUCGACGUUUCCUCAACACGGCCGAGAUCCUGAACCAGUCGGGCCUGCUGGCCAUCACGCUACGCACCAAGGAGCUGCUGAAGCAGAACGCCGACACGGAGAGAGAAAUCGACCAGCUCCGUCAGCACACCCAUCUCCUGUGCCAGGUGGCCCAGGUCAGCCAGAACGGGUGCAACAAAGGUUCGGACGGCCUUGACAACCUCCUCCUGGCCAUGACCGAGUCAGGCUGCUACCCCAACUUAUACUUAAAUCAACAAAGCAGCAGCCACCAACAGAACAUAAGAACCACUAAGACACACAGCAGCAUGGAUGAUGGAACAUCACCACCCUCUCCACUGUUUGCCCCCUCGCCAGACAGACUGGCUGACGGUCCUCUGGACCUCAUGUCCUCCUCCCCCUCUGUUUCUUUUCCCAGGUCUCUCCCCAAAGCAGUCAUGGACAAGGACUACAGUGAUCUCGCUAUGUUUCUAGAGAGUUCAACACACAAUGAUUAUCUCCUCUAGUUUCCUGGGGAAGAGGACGUGGAUCUGUAAUGACUGGCAGGGUAACGUGUGGACCUAGCAAUACAGGAGAGCAUGGGUUUUGUUUGAAUUGUGCAAAAUGUCUUAGUGUAUAACUGAAUAUGACUAGGUGAAAGGGUGGAAUGGUGGUUUUCUUAUCCAAAAUGUAAUGUGUGGUUUAAAGUUGAACAUGAUAGAUAUAUUUUCCUACUUUGUAGUCAGGGAUUUGCUUAUUCCAGGUGCCCAUUUGUCAUUUGUAUUUUUGCCUUCUGUGGACAGGCCUGUCAAUCAGGUGGUCACAAUCACAGUCAGCGAUGGAUGUCCAACAUGUGACAAGAAGCAGUCAGAAAACUGAAACAUGUUUACGGAGAAAUAGAAAACACGAGUGCACCGUUGCCAUCACCACUCUGGUCUGUCGAGUCCCAGCAUUUAUAUUCUGAUAACAGCCUUUUGCUUCUCAGAGUUUGACAGAAGAAAAUAUCAUUACACACAGGUGCUGACAGACGUUCAGUGGAUAUUACAGCAUUUUACAAUUGCUUUGGCGCAGCUUUCACAAAGUUUAAUUGUGCAAUACUCUUAAUGUAAAGAGAGAUUUUAAAUUGGUCCCUUUAAACACAGAAUGCUGUCCUUACAUACGGAGUAAAAACACAUGUCACGCCUCAGAUUACAGAUACCUCAUGUAAGCACAAGUGUGGGAUGGAACAUGUGUUUGCAAGCAUUUCUCCUUAUUUUAAAGCUGCAGUAGGCAGAAUGUUUUUGGCAUCAUUGGGCAAAAAUUCCAUAAUAACCUUUCAGCAUAUUGUAAUUCAAGUGUUCCGAGAGAACUAGACUUCUGCUCCUCGUCGUGGCUCUG
Messenger RNA from Sebastes umbrosus (honeycomb rockfish), 2859 nucleotides. Its product is annotated as CLOCK-interacting pacemaker-like. Gene Ontology annotation, biological process: negative regulation of DNA-templated transcription; negative regulation of circadian rhythm. The transcript is spliced from 4 exons. Gene Ontology annotation, cellular component: nucleus. The coding region runs from base 426 to 2009 and encodes 527 amino acids. NCBI's taxonomy places the organism in Eukaryota, Metazoa, Chordata, Actinopteri, Perciformes, Sebastidae. The record is from RefSeq and is a predicted model, not a curated record.